Messenger RNA from Zalophus californianus (California sea lion), 2404 nucleotides. It is a transcript of the gene PHF7, whose product is annotated as PHD finger protein 7. Gene Ontology annotation, cellular component: nucleus. Lineage: Eukaryota; Metazoa; Chordata; Mammalia; Carnivora; Otariidae. The transcript is spliced from 11 exons. The coding region runs from base 797 to 1786 and encodes 329 amino acids. The record is from RefSeq and is a predicted model, not a curated record.
GCAGACGCGUGGCCGUUACCGCGCAGCCGUUAGCGGUGCUCCCUUACCAACUGUCCGCGACGCGGUAGUCCCCGCGGCCGCAGUCUCCCUGGGUCGCAGUCCGCGUGACCCGGCCCCAGUUUGCGCGCUCGCCCCCUUUGCCGGCGCAGUCACCGCGCGGGGCGGCCGCCCGUGAGGUAGCUACCACGGCUUGUGACAACGAAUAAAGCUCCGGACAGCGGCGCCCUCGGCGACAGCUGGGCGGGCGGCCCCGGCCGGGAGUGGCGGGCUGUGCGCUACCGUGAGGAGCGAGCGGCGGAGGCGACCUCCGGCCCGGCCCCGCACCAGCCGCCCGGAAGGCGCGACAUGAGCCUGGUCUGGCAUCCGCGGGAUGCUCCUUGAGCCCCUUCUCCGGCUGUUACCUCCGGGGGACGGUUGUGGCCACACCGACACGUAUUUUCCAAAUAAAUCAUUGUUUAUUCUUGCGGCGGCGGGGCCGAACACGCUAAUUUAUUUUUAAUUUUUUCAACAAGCCUUUACCAUCCAGUGAAAGAGCUUGGUAACCGUUCCAAGGGAGCAUCCGCUCGGUUAGGAAAUCUCGGACUGAGCUGCUCGUGGAAGCCGGCAUUUCCAACGUCCCUCCUCAAAUGCUCUGAAGAUUGUUGCGUCUUCCCGUAAUUACCAGUGUGCACAGAAUCCCACUCAAGGAACGUCUUGGUCCAGCGAUGCAAAGAACUGACGUUUCAAGCUGGAAGAGCCUGUAUUGUCCUCAUAAUAGUAUAGAAGAAUUCAAGUUAGGAGGGAGAGGUAGCAGCGAAUGAAGACUGUAAAAGAAAAGAAGAAGGAACGUCAAAGAUUGAGAAAAUCUGCCAAGACAAGGAGGGUAACCCAAAGGAAGCCAUCUUCAGGGCCUGUUUGCCGGCUAUGCCUUCGAGAACCUGGGGAUCCCGAAAAACUGGGGGAAUUUCUUCAGAAAGAUAAUCUCAGCGUGCAUUAUUUUUGUCUUAUCCUAUCUAGCAAGCUGCCUCAGAGGGGCCAGUCCAACAGAGGUUUCCAUGGAUUCCUGCCUGAAGACAUCAAAAAGGAGGCAGCCCGGGCUUCUAGGAAGAUCUGCUUUGUGUGCAAGAAAAAGGGAGCUGCCAUCAACUGCCAGAAGGAUCAGUGCAUCAGAAACUUCCAUCUUCCUUGUGGCCAAGAAAGGGGUUGCCUUUCACAAUUUUUUGGAGAGUACAAAUCAUUUUGUGGAAAACAUCGCCCAACACAGGACAUCCAAUGGGGGAAGGCAGGGGAGGAAAGCUGUGUCUUGUGUUGUGAAGACUUAUCCCAAGCAAGUGUCGAAAAUAUCCAGAGUCCAUGUUGUAGUCAAACUAUCUACCACCGCAAGUGCAUACAGAAGUAUGCCCACACAUCGGCAAAACAUUUCUUCAAAUGUCCACAGUGUAACAAUCGAGAAGAGUUUCCUCAAGAAAUGCUAAGAAUGGGAAUACAUAUUCCAGACAGAGAUGCCGCCUGGGAGCUCGAGCCAGGGGCUUUCUCAGAGUUGUAUGAGCGCUAUCAACAUUGCGAUGCCCCCAUCUGUCUGUAUGAAAAAGGCAGAGACAGCUUUGAGGAAGAAGGGAGGUGGCGCCUCAUUCUGUGCACUACCUGCGGAUCCCACGGAACCCACAGGGACUGCUCCUCUCUUAGAUCCAACAGUAAGAAGUGGGAGUGUGAGGAGUGUGCACCUUCCGCUGAAGCCGCAGGACCCUAUCCGGGAGACCACGUUGCAUUGAAUCAUCCUGUCUCCUUAGGUUCCUCUUGGCUGUAACAGUUUGUCAGAUUUUCCUUGUUUUUGAUGACCUUGACAGUUUUGAGGAGUACUGGUCAGGUAUCUUGAGAGCCCUCAGUUGGUAUUGUCUGAUGUUUUUCUCACAAUUAGGCUAGGGUUAUGGGCCUGGGGGAGGGAGACCACACAAGUAAAGUGCUGUUAUCACAUCAUAUCCAAGUUACCGACUGUCAGCAUGUCUUCCACCAUUGAUGGUGACCUUGAUCAUCUGGUGAGGUAUGUUUGUCAGGUUUCCCCAGCAUAAAGUUACUUCUUUUCCCCACUUUCCAGACUGUGCCUUUUGGAAGGAAGUCGCUCUGUGUAGCCCACAAUUAAUGAGUGGCGAUUUAUGUCCCCUCCCUCCUUGCGAACAGAAUAUCUACAUUAUUUGGAAUUCUUCUGCAUGGGAGAUUUACCCGUUCUCUCCCACUUAUUUAUUCGGCCAUUCGUUUAUGUCAGUCUAGACUUAGGGAUUUGCAUAGUGUAUUCUGGGUUAUAAUCCAAUACUGCUUGAUUUAUUUUGUUGUUCAAAUUAUUCCAGCUCUGGCCAUUGGGAGCUCCUGAGUCCUUUUCACAUACCCCCAUUAUUGUGUGUUUUGUUCUGUUUUGUUAUUUUGGUUU